Molecule: messenger RNA, 2528 nt
Organism: Dermatophagoides farinae (American house dust mite)
Lineage: Eukaryota; Metazoa; Arthropoda; Arachnida; Sarcoptiformes; Pyroglyphidae
Product: protein FAM91A1
Source: RefSeq, a predicted model, not a curated record
GAUUUUAAUCCAAAUCUAAUUAUUAUUACUGUAACUAGAUUAAUAAUCAAAUUAUGGAUAUUGAAUAUUAUAUUGUUAAAAAUAUUCCAUGGAAUAAAUUACCACCUGAAGUGCAAUCGCUUAUCGAUAAUUCCGAUGAAUAUGCCAAAAAAAUUAAAGAAUAUUCAAUUGUAAAUCAAUUACGUUAUAAAGAUAAUCUAAUUCGACAAGUUGAAAAAAAUCAACGUGCUUAUCAUGACCAAUUAUUACGUUAUAGCCGUGAUCAUUAUAUGCUUUUUCCAUAUCAUCUUUCUGAAUACAUUAUCAAUGGAAUGCGUAUAACGCCAUUUCAAUAUUAUCAAGCAAUACUAAUACAGAUGAUUGAACAGGAAAAAAAUUAUGAUACAUUACCGAAUUUUACCGCUGCCGAUUGUUUUCGUCUAAUGGGUAUUGGUCGUAAUCAAUAUAUUGAUCUAAUGAAUCAAUAUAAAUCAUCGAAAAAAUUUUUAGGCAUGAUCAAAAAACCUAUCCGAGAAUUGUUGCCAACAAAACCAGUGGAAACACUUUUCAUUGAUUUUUGGUGGACAAUACGACCUGGUUAUAUCACUGAAGAUGAUAUUAAAUCAAUGGUAACAUCAACAGAAAAGGUGGUCAUCGAUAUUGUUGUCAAUGAUUUAUCGAAAACAUUUCCAGCUGGAAAUUUUCCAUAUGAAAUUGUUUCAAAUUUAUAUAUUAAAGGAUUGAUUUAUUUUGAUAUCAUCAUCGAUGAUAAUGAUCUGAUCUACAUACCACCAUUGGAAGGUUUCGUUAUGAAUCGUACAACUGGUGAUUAUUUUGAAAAAUUAUUAUAUAAAAUUUUCGUAUCCAUCGAUGAAAAGACAACGAUUCUAGAAUUAUCGGAAGUUUUAAAAAUUGAUUUGAAUUUAGUCAAGAAUGCCAUUUCUAUGUAUUGUCGAUUGGGAUUUGCAUUCAAAAAAAACAAUGAUAUCAAUGUUAAUAAUUGUCAUGAUUCAUGGCUCAAACAUGUGGCUAAUACAUCUGCUGAAACUGCUGGACAGACAUUUAAUUUGAAAGAAAAUUUUAUCAAUUCUUUAAAUAUGACUGAUGAAACAUCAAGUUUAUCUUUGAUUGUUGAUCCAAUGGAACAAUCAAAUAAUAAUUCUUGUUCAAAGAAAAAUACAUCCGAUAUUUCAUCAGAUUCACUAUCGAUUGGAACACAAUCGAAUGAUAAUACUAAACGUAUUGGUCUACUUUAUGAUUCAACAUUAGCCGCUUUUUUAAUGAUGGGUAAUUUAUCACCUGGUCUUAAAUCACAUGCUGUUACAAUGUUUGAAGUGGGAAAACUUUCGGAUGAAUCUAUGGAAAAUUUUGUCUCUGAAUUGGCCAAAAUUGAAUAUGCUAUUGAUGAUGAAGGUGGUGAAGCUGAACGUUAUUUUCUGCACGCUAUUUUACUAUGUCAAACAAUCCAAUUUUUACGUCAUAAUUUUGAUCUUACAAAAGAUUUCAUGAUCAACGAUAAUAAUGAUACAACUAAUGAAUCCAUCACACACACAAAAGGCUUAGGCCUUGAUCUUAUCCGUUGUGAAAGUCUAUUGAAUUUAGAUCAAGAUUCAUGUGAACGAUUAUUGAUACGUAAUUAUGAACUACUCAUGUCCGUGGCACCAUUAAGUAAUGAAACACAGAUUUUCACCAGUGAUCUAAUACCAUAUUUUGGUGCAUCAUCAUUAGUCAAUUCAAUUUGGUUCAAAUUGUAUCUUUAUUCAAUCACAAAUUCUGGACCAGUUUCAUUCCUAAUUGCAAAAGGUGUUCGCCUGACAAAGUUACCGGAAAUUUUUUACAAUUAUGAUUGUAUUAUGCUAACACCAUGGGGUCGUGAUUCAUCGGUAGUGUCCAUUUCCAAUGCUUUGAUUGCCAUUAAUGAAACAACAAUUUUCAAUCCAGUAUUAAUACAAGCUUAUCCACAAAAUUAUUUUAAAUUAUCUAAAAAUGAACUUGUUUACAUUCCAUUGCCAUUAUUGGAUGAUCCACAGAAAGAUGAACAAAUUUAUCAAGAAUUUAUCACUAAACAUCCAGCCAUUACGAAAAUGCGUGAACAUAUAAAUCUUAAUCGUAUUUGUGGAUAUUUAACAUUCAUCAAUUAUCAUAAACAACCAAUUUUUGAUGUUGAUAAUCUUAAUCCCAAUGAAUGGUUUAUUUAUGAUUGUCAUUUCGGUAUACCAUUGUUUGAUCGUCAAUUAAACAAUGAUGUUUGUAAUCGUAUUCGUUCGAAUCGAUUAUUUGAUAAAGAAAAAUUAAAAGAUUUAAUUGAAUCGAAUAAAAAAUUAUUCCAUGAAAUUGAUAUUUUUAUUAAGAAAAAUAUAGCUCCACAAUCGUCGAGAACAAAUUUUAAACAUCAUCAUCAUCAUCAUCAAUCACAACAACAACAACAACAACAUCAUCAGCAAUAUCAACGAGUUCCACUUCCAUCUAAUUGUAUAAUGUUUGAUGAAUAUGGAAAUUUGGAUCGUUUGUGUUUCAACUAAAUAUAUAAGAAAUAAUUAACGGCGUAA